AUGUGGCGAGGCAAUAACAGAAGCAGAGAAAGACUCCGUUCCGAGAGUGACUGCUCUGUGUAUGACGAGGAGUACAGGAUUAUGAUCCUUGGUGCUGAGAGUGUGGGCAAAACUGCCAUCUGCCAAGUAUUUGUAGGCGGGAAAGAGGAUGACGAUGGCUAUGACAGACUUGUGAUACAAAAAACAGCAAAAUUUCGGAGGGCAGAAUUCUGUGCUUGGGACGCAGUCGACGGACAGACUUGCUGUAUGCGACUGACAGAAAUCCGAAUGCCUCUUACUGGAGGAUCACAGAACGGAACUGACGAUCCAGUCUUCAAAACAUUGACACAGAGAGCAGACGGUUUCUUGCUGAUUUAUUCCGUGACCAAUAUUGAAAGUUUCUGGUCCGCCAUGGAAUACUACCACCUUGUCAUUCAAAUAAGAAACCACUCUGAUACGCCCCUGGUGUUCAUUGCCAAUAAGACAGACUGUGUAAACGGGCAGGUAGUUACGUCAUCGAAAGGUCGAGAAGCAGCCUUCGACAUCUGUGCCUCCUACUACGAAACAUCAGUCCGUUCAGAUCCUGACAGCAUUAAGUUUGUAUUCCACGAUGUGAUUCGACAAGUGCGUUCAGUGCGCAUGCAUGCCCGCUCCCAGGAACAGCCCUGCACAAAGAUGCGUGGGCUGAUACAUCGGCUAAGCUGGAAGUCAAAGAAAAAACAGUCCAAAUCUAGGUUACGUCAAAAGUUAAACUCUCCAGAGGAAAUAAAGAAAGAAUUAUAA
Candidula unifasciata is the source of this 762-nucleotide messenger RNA. Lineage: Eukaryota; Metazoa; Mollusca; Gastropoda; Stylommatophora; Geomitridae. The record is from the annotation of a GenBank genome assembly.